AUAAGGAGAAAAGUGCUACAUCAAUAGCUUUCCAGGAGUAAUCCAUUAUUUAUCCAUUAAAUGCGUGGCUGCCAUCACAAAACUAGCUGUGAUGUCACAAAUCCUGCUCAUAGGCCUGCCCCUUAAGAUCAUAUUUUCAUUGAGCAAGGAGAAACUUUCCACUUUCAGCAGAUGAUUGACACAUUAACACAUAAAACGUAAAACACACAGUUUCUCCUGUGCUUAGCCUAUUGUAUUUGUUAAACUACAUCCACCUGAGUGGAGUGAGCCUCUUGAAGCCUCACGUUUCUUCCACCAGAUGGAGGUCUUGUGUUAUAGUUUGUUAAUGGGAACACCCUAACUGCGAUUCAUUUCCUGGUUUGGGCAGUCUGCUUAAAGACAGAGAUCAUACAACACCUUUACUGCUGCGUUGCUGCUCGUUUUGACAACAAUGACCCACCCAACAGAUGAUAUUAUCAAUCCUCAGCCAGAGAGUGGCCGUGCCCUGCACACUCAGGAGAGUGGUGAUGCUGGCCUCUCCUCCAACAUGAGGCACAAGUUCAGUGAUAAAAGUGCUUUGCCCAUAGAGAUUAAAGGCAGCUCUGUGAUACCGAUUCCGACAAGCGAACUACGGGAAAUCUUUGAGAGCCCUGAGAUGGUUGGAAAGAUUAGGCAACACCCAUCAGUGUUUGGGCCUGUAGGUGUCCUGUCCAUGAUGCGCCACACAGAGCCUGAGGCAUACCCUGCAGCUGCUGAAGGGGACUUCUUAAAACUGUCCACUCUGGUUCAAAAAAGCAACUUUCCACCACAAGCCACACCCCAAGCCCUGACUGUCAGCACUUUACCCGGAACAACAGCCAUUACAGAUGCUGAGGAGGUGGUGGGAGGAGAGCAGAGCUGCACCAGCAAGAUGGACACAGAGGGAAACCAAGCAAAACCAAAAGGCUCACCAUUGGUUCCUAGAGAAGGGAGAAAUAAGAACCGUCGCAGAAAAAGAGCAGCCACGAAGAAAUGGAAAUGGUGCCUUCUAGGUUGGAUGACAUUCAUAAAUAUUCGUGCCUGUGGGGGCAAUGCUGAUGCUCAACCUGCAGCAGACCAGGAGUCAGUCAAGUGUUUUUCCUGCAUGGACAAGGAUACAUGUCCAAAGUUGGUGAACAUAUAUGAAACUGCUGACACUCAUCUGUACCAAAGACGCCUAAACCAGCCAUUUCCAGGAUGCUCUGGAAUCCCUGCACCUUCUUCUAAGAGUUGUGCUGUGUGCUAUGUGGAAUCCAGCAUCGCUAUCAUCUGCUCAGGGGAUGUUGGAAGACUGGAGGUGGAAGAUAGUGAUGGAGGGCACAUCGUAAACACCCAUGCAGUCUCUUGUUCCAUCAUGGAAAACAGCCCCAUUGAAAGCAAGCAGAAGCAGCAAACCUCGAACCUCGGUUUACUUACUGUAUUGAUUGGUGGCUGCAUUCUGUUUGUACAAUGGUGGCCACGCUGACCUACAGUAAACAGGACUGAAACUGCUCAACAGUGACGAACACUGCAUGAUCAAGAAGAGGACAGCACUCUACUGAUGUAUUCAGUCAUAGUCUAUGUAUUUUAAUAUGCAUAUUUUAAUUCAUACUAUCUUUGAAUACUUUUAUCACACUCUGUAACUUCAUUUCUUCUUUCCUCAUAUUUCUUUUUUUUACUUUACAAUUUGUGUCUGAAAAUAGCAUUAGAUGUCAUACAUAAAAUAGCUGUAGAGGGUAUUUUUUACUCUUCUUGAUUAAUC
Messenger RNA from Thunnus maccoyii (southern bluefin tuna), 1738 nucleotides. RefSeq lists its product as uncharacterized. Lineage: Eukaryota; Metazoa; Chordata; Actinopteri; Scombriformes; Scombridae. The record is from RefSeq and is a predicted model, not a curated record. The transcript has 10 exons. The coding region runs from base 431 to 1462 and encodes 343 amino acids.